This is a messenger RNA of Mus pahari (shrew mouse), 1344 nucleotides long. It is a transcript of the gene Hspb2, whose product is annotated as heat shock protein family B (small) member 2. Bases 594 to 1142 code for a protein of 182 amino acids. The record is from RefSeq and is a predicted model, not a curated record. Gene Ontology annotation, molecular function: structural constituent of eye lens; protein folding chaperone. The transcript has 3 exons. Gene Ontology annotation, biological process: protein refolding; response to heat. Lineage: Eukaryota; Metazoa; Chordata; Mammalia; Rodentia; Muridae.
UCCAGGUUGAGUGGGUUUCUAUCUGAUCUUUACAGUUUGAGGUGAUAAAAUCCUCCCAGACCAUGAUUAUUGAAGAGGUAAGUAAAGGAGCUGAAGCAAACCAGAAAUAGGCAUCCUGCUCCAUCAUUAGAAGACAGAAGAUGACCCUCACCAUGCACGGAAAAAUGGACCAGGAAACCGAGCAUCAAACAGAAACAGUAAUGUGCACAGUGCCUGAGACUGAGAAGGACAAAAGGUGAUGCGGAAUGUACAACUGGUGAAGGCCCAACUAGGCCUCUCCUUGCCCUCCUGCAGAGCAGUAGCUCACUCCAGGACCAGGACCCUCAGCUGUCCUUCCAGGCCCCUGCGACAGCUGAAGGGUGUGCAGAGGAGGGGACUUAGGGGGUCCAGGCUGUGCUGAUCACACCCUCAUAGCUGCACUCUAGACUUAGGCUCCCGGCCCUCCCCCACCCCCAGAGGCUCUGCACUAUUUUGGGUGGUGUAGACCCCGCCCCCACUCUGACUGAGCCCUGGCUCUCCGUGAAGCUGGAGGGGUCGCCUUGAUCUUGUCGGGGCUGCACUUGGGAUCAGGGCUACAAGUCUCAACAGCAGUCAUGUCGGGCCGCACAGUGCCACACGCCCACCCAGCCACGGCCGAGUACGAAUUUGCCAACCCCAGCCGCCUGGGCGAGCAGCGCUUCGGAGAAGGCCUCCUGCCAGAAGAGAUCCUGACCCCCACCCUCUAUCACGGUUACUAUGUUCGGCCUCGGGCCGCCAGAGCUGGCGAGGGCGCCAGGGCAGGGGCCUCAGAGCUCAGGCUCAGUGAAGGCAAGUUCCAGGCGUUUCUGGAUGUGAGCCACUUUACCCCAGAUGAGGUGACCGUGAGGACUGUGGAUAACCUACUGGAGGUGUCUGCCCGACACCCCCAGCGUCUGGAUCGCCAUGGCUUCGUGUCCCGAGAGUUCUGUCGCACCUAUGUCCUGCCUGCAGAUGUGGACCCCUGGCGGGUUCGAGCUGCUCUAUCCCAUGAUGGCAUCCUUAACUUGGAGGCGCCGCGGGGUGGCCGGCAUUUGGACACGGAAGUCAAUGAAGUCUACAUCUCCCUGCUUCCUGCGCCUCCUGACCCAGAGGAAGAGGAAGAGAUAGCCAGAGUUGAGCCCUGACUGCCAGCGAUAGACCCAGCACCCAGUGAAUCCCCUGUCUACCUUGGUGAUUCCAUAAAUCCACCACACCCCAGAGGGAGCAGCAUCCCUGGGAGAUGGCAUAGGUGCAUGGUCCACAGUGUAUGGUUUGGUCCCUUGAUGUAUCAAAGCCUUUGAUUUAAUUCUGGGUGGGGCUGAAUAAACCAAAACCUGGGGGCUUGUU